Messenger RNA from Odobenus rosmarus divergens (Pacific walrus), 3027 nucleotides. It is a transcript of the gene GTF3C3, whose product is annotated as general transcription factor IIIC, polypeptide 3, 102kDa. Gene Ontology annotation, cellular component: transcription factor TFIIIC complex. Gene Ontology annotation, biological process: transcription by RNA polymerase III. The transcript has 18 exons. NCBI's taxonomy places the organism in Eukaryota, Metazoa, Chordata, Mammalia, Carnivora, Odobenidae. The coding region runs from base 49 to 2700 and encodes 883 amino acids. Gene Ontology annotation, molecular function: protein binding. The record is from RefSeq and is a predicted model, not a curated record.
UCCGGUUCUCUGUCCUGGCACCUGGUGCUGUAUCUCCGCACCCCCGACAUGUCGGGUUUCAGCCCGGAGCUCAUCGACUACCUGGAAGGGAAGAUCUCCUUUGAGGAGUUCGAAAGGCGGAGAGAAGAGAGAAAAACCCGCGAGAAGAAAAGUCUUCAGGAAAAAGGAAAGUUAUCAGCUGAAGAAAAUCCAAAUGACUCUGAAGUUCCAUCAUCAUCAGGAAUUGACUCCACCAAAUCGCGAGACAAAGAUGUCAAUGAAGGAGAAAUGUCAGAUGGAGUCAGUAAGUCAGUUCACAAGGUCUUUGCUUCCAUGCUUGGUGAGAAUGAAGAUGAUGAGGAGGAAGAGGAAGAAGAGGAGGAGGAGGAAGAAGAAACACCUGAGCAACCCACUGCGGGCGAUGUGUUUGUACUGGAGAUGGUUCUCAAUCGUGAAACCAAGAAAAUGAUGAAAGAGAAAAGGCCUCGAAGUAAACUUCCCAGAGCUCUGAGGGGUCUCAUGGGUGAAGCCAACAUUCGCUUUGCUCGAGGAGAACGUGAAGAGGCGAUAUUGAUGUGCAUGGAAAUCAUAAGACAAGCUCCUCUGGCUUAUGAGCCAUUUUCUACUCUUGCUAUGAUAUAUGAGGACCAAGGUGACAUGGAAAAAUCUCUUCAGUUUGAGUUGAUUGCUGCACAUUUAAAUCCUAGUGACACCGAAGAAUGGGUUAGAUUGGCAGAAAUGUCUCUGGAACAAGACAAUAUUAAGCAGGCUAUUUUUUGCUACACAAAAGCUCUUAAAUAUGAACCUACUAAUGUCCGUUAUCUAUGGGAGCGAUCAAGCCUUUAUGAACAGAUGGGAGAUCAUAAGAUGGCAAUGGAUGGUUAUAGGCGUAUUUUAAACCUUUUGUCUCCAUCUGAUGGAGAACGUUUUAUGCAAUUGGCUAGAGAUAUGGCAAAAAGUUACUAUGAAGCCAAUGAUGUUACUUCAGCUAUUAAUAUAAUUGAAGAAGCUUUCUCAAAACAUCAGGGCCUUGUCUCCAUGGAAGAUGUUAACAUAGCAGCUGAACUAUACAUUUCUAACAAACAUUACGACAAAGCUUUGGAGGUAAUUACAGAUUUUUCUGGAAUUGUGCUGGAAAAAAAUGCAGAAGAAGGAACUUCAGAAGAGAAUAAAGCUGGUGAGAAUGUUACCUGCACCAUACCUGAUGGUGUGCCAAUAGAUAUCACAGUGAAAUUGAUGGUCUGCCUUGUACAUCUCAACAUCCUCGAACCACUUAAUCCUCUUUUGACAACACUAGUGGAACAGAAUCCUGAAGAUAUGGGAGACCUCUAUCUAGAUGUUGCUGAAGCUUUUCUGGAUGUUGGUGAAUAUAAUUCUGCACUUCCUCUCCUUAGUGCACUAGUCUGCUCUGAAAGAUACAACCUUGCAGUAGUUUGGCUUCGGCAUGCAGAAUGUUUAAAGGCCUUAGGCUAUAUGGAACGUGCUGCGGAAAGCUAUGGCAAAGUGGUUGAUCUGGCCCCUCUUCAUUUGGAUGCAAGAAUUUCACUUUCCACCCUUCAGCAGCAGCUGGGCCGUCCUGAGAAAGCUCUGGAAGCUCUGGAACCAAUGUAUGAUCCAGAUACUUUAGCACAAGAUGCAAAUGCUGCACAGCAGGAACUGAAGUUACUGCUUCAUCGUUCUACUCUGCUGUUUUCUCAAGGCAAAAUGUGUGGUUAUGUGGACACCUUACUUACCAUGUUAGCCAUGCUUUUAAAGGUAGCAAUGAAUAGAGCCCAAGUUUGUUUGAUAUCUAGUUCCAAAUCUGGAGAGAGGCAUCUCUACCUUAUUAAAGUGUCAAGAGACAAAAUAUCAGACAAUAGUGACCAAGAGACAGCAAAUUGUGAUGCAAAAGCAAUAUUUGCUGUACUCACGAGUGUCUUGACAAAAGAUGACUGGUGGAACCUUCUGUUGAAGGCCAUAUACUGCUUGUGUGACCUAUCCCGAUUUCAGGAGGCUGAGUUACUUGUGGAUUCUUCAUUGGAAUAUUAUUCAUUUUAUGAUGACAAGCAAAAACGGAAAGAACUAGAAUACUUUGGUCUUUCUGCUGCAAUACUGGACAAAAAUUUCAGAAAGGCAUACAACUAUAUCAGGGUAAUGGUAAUGGAAAAUGUCAAUAAACCUCAGCUCUGGAACAUUUUCAAUCAGGUUACCAUGCACUCCCAAGAAGUACGACAUCAUCGCUUCUGUCUUCGCCUAAUGCUGAAAAACCCAGAUAAUCAUGCCCUGUGUGUCUUAAAUGGACACAAUGCAUUUGUAUCUGGUAGUUUUAAGCAUGCACUUGGACAAUAUGUGCAAGCCUUUCGCACCCAUCCCCAUGAACCUCUCUAUAGCCUCUGUAUAGGCCUAACGUUUAUUCACAUGGCAUCUCAGAAGUAUGUAUUAAGGAGACAUGCUCUUACUGUGCAGGGAUUUUCCUUUCUUAAUCGAUACCUCAGUAUACGUGGACCUUGCCAGGAGUCAUUCUACAAUUUGGGCCGUGGCCUUCACCAGCUGGGGCUGAUUCAUCUUGCAAUCCACUAUUAUCAGAAGGCCCUGGAACUCCCUCCACUUGUGGUAGAGGGUAUAGAAGUUGACCAGUUAGACUUGCGAAGAGAUAUUGCCUACAACUUGUCUCUCAUUUAUCAGAGCAGUGGGAAUAUUGGAAUGGCUCAAAAGCUUUUGUAUACCUAUUGCUGUAUAUAAAGUACCUCAACUGAGAAAGAAGCAUUGGUGCUCUGUGUGUGGACCAGUAUUUUCUGUCUAAGGGCUUACUUAGUAUUAACCCCAAACCGGAAAUGACAAUUUCAGAAUUAUCUGUGUAUUUAAUUUUUAAUAUGUGAUAAUCUUUUGAUAUGCAAAAUUAUCAUUCCUAUAAGAAUUUGUACAUUCUUCUGUCAUUUUCUUUUAGUAUUUUUUAGUAAAAUUGUCCCCAAAGGUGAAAUGGAGAAUGUUAGCCUUUAAGCCAGCUUGGGGUUAAAUAUGCUAAUUUUUUACUCAUACCAUUUAUUCAUCUGUGCAUUCAGUACUAAA